AGCUCAAUGUGACCAGGUUUACUACAGAAGCGACCCAUGCAAGCGUUUGUCCGAGGGGACUGGUAUGUUUGUCUGGUCGUGAGAGUUCUUGGUGAUGUAAAAUGAGUUCUUCAGAUGAACGGUGUCAGGGGACAAAACGACCGGCAUCUCCAAGUGAAUCAGGAUCCACACAAUGGGAAUCAGCAGAUUUAGGGACGGACGAAAGGAAACAGAAGUUUUUGAGGCUUAUGGGAGCCGGAAAGAAAGAGCACACUGGGCGUCUUGUUAUUGGAGACCACAAAUCAACAUCCAAGUUUCGCACUGGUGCAGAAGAUCAGAAAAUAAACUCUGAGCUAGAGCACCAGUACCAGCAAGGUUUAGAUGGAAAGCUCUCUGGCCGGAACAGAAGACACUGUGGCUUGGGAUUCAGUGAGCCUGAUCCCCAAUCUGAGAGUCAGAGCACUGUUGAGUUUGAAAGGCCAGGAAGCCCAGACAAGAACUCUGAGAAGACACAUGAGCAACAGCAGGAGCAAGAAAAGUCACAUUCAGCCAAUACAGAGGUUGAAAAAGAGGAACAGUCUGACACACACUCAAAGGAGGACAAGAAAAAGACUUUAAAAAUGUCAUUUGUCAAGGCAUCAUAAAACAAGAAGAAAUUGCUUGAAUGUCUUCAGAUUUUUGUAUUGCUCACUCAAAAAAACCCUGUAAUGGUUCUCAUUUACAGGAUAACCCCCUCAAAAAAACCCCACAAAACUGAAGGCAUGAAUUCAAAAUUAAUUUUUUUUCCUGUGCCAAGCAAUUUGGAGCUUGAUGGGUAGCAAGACUUUCCCCAUUUCUUAUCAUGUAUGUAGACAAAAAUAAUUGUGGUCUGUGGUGUUGUAUAGAAAUUUGCAGUAUUACAUGUAUGCAAAUACUUUGCUCAAUAUCAAUAAAAAGAACAAAAAAGAGA
Molecule: messenger RNA, 928 nt
Organism: Electrophorus electricus (electric eel)
Lineage: Eukaryota; Metazoa; Chordata; Actinopteri; Gymnotiformes; Gymnotidae
Gene: c6h11orf58
Product: chromosome 6 C11orf58 homolog
Source: RefSeq, a predicted model, not a curated record